AUGAUAUCUGGAACUUCUGAUAGUACAGUUGGUGUUUCUGUCAUGACUCAAUUAUAUAAAUAUUAUUCGACUGACAGUCAAUUUAUUCCAGAGUCGAAUAUUGUAUUUAAAAAGGAUUUAAAAUCGGGCCAUACGUUUCCAACUGAUUUUGAUAGUGCUGGUAAUAAUGGUUGCGGAACUACAAGUAGUCCCUAUAUAAGUAACUGUGCCUUUGAUGGAGCACGAGCUAUACUCGAACAUAUUUAUGGACCCUUACAACCAAGAAACAAUGGAGCAUUAAGUGGAAAAUUUAUUGAAUUCGAUCAAGGGGAAUUUAUACCUAGUGCAAAAGUUAAUGGAAUGAGCACCACAGCAUGGGUUUAUGUACCUAAGAGUUGUACUGAUGGAGCAACGUGUAAAUUACAUAUUGCUUAUCAUGGUUGUGUACAAGCCUACGAAAAAAUUGGUGACAAAUUUGUUAAAAAUACAGGAUACAAUCGUUGGGCUGAUACCAAUAAUAUGAUAAUUUUAUAUCCACAAACAGUAGCCACAACGUCGAUAUCAGGAGGAGCAUCACUUCCUAAUUCCAAUGGAUGUUGGGACUGGAUUGGAUGGUAUGGAACUGAUUUCAGCGUUAAAAGUGGUAAACAAUUGGCUGCUAUGAAAAAGAUGAUUGAUCGUAUUACCGGUGGUUUCAAUCCAAUUGAUAUACCAAAAGAGCUUCAAGUUACUGCUGUUACAGAUAACUCAGUUUCUCUUUCAUGGAAACCAGUUUCAAGUGCACAUGGUUAUAAUGUUUACAGAAAUGGUGGUAAAGUUAAUGGUGCAACAAUAAGUGAAACAACAUUUACAGAUAGUAAUUUAAAUUCCGGUUCAACAUAUAUAUUCACUGUUAAAGCUGUUUCAUCAUCGGGUAGUGAAAGUAGUGCUUCAAAUUCAGCCACUGGCAAAACAACAGGAGAGCCACCUGCAGUAGGAACACCAAGUGGUUUAAUAGUGACAGAUACAACAAGCAAUUCAGUCACAUUGAAAUGGGAUUCAGUUCCAGGUAUAACAACAUACAAUGUUUAUCGUAAUGGAAAUAAAGUGACAAGCGUCAGCACCACAUCAUACACUGAUACUGAUUUGAAUUCUGCAACUGAUUAUCAAUAUCAAGUUUCAUCGGUAAAAGAUUCGGUUGAAGGCGACAAGUCCAUGACAGUUACCACCACAACACUUGCUGGCAACACUGGUAACGAAUGCUACGAUGAAACUAAUGUUGCUCAUGUAGUUGCUCUAAGAGCAUAUAUAACCUUUGGCUAUACAUUUGCACUUGGUUCAAAUCAAAAUAUGGGACUUUACAGUAUGCUUCAAAAAACAAAUUUAUGCAAAGAAAAAGAUUUCUAUUAUGUGAUCGCAUAG
Molecule: messenger RNA, 1380 nt
Organism: Rotaria socialis
Lineage: Eukaryota; Metazoa; Rotifera; Eurotatoria; Philodinida; Philodinidae
Source: the annotation of a GenBank genome assembly